Octopus bimaculoides (California two-spot octopus) is the source of this 8027-nucleotide messenger RNA. RefSeq lists its product as uncharacterized. Gene Ontology annotation, biological process: regulation of gene expression. The record is from RefSeq and is a predicted model, not a curated record. NCBI's taxonomy places the organism in Eukaryota, Metazoa, Mollusca, Cephalopoda, Octopoda, Octopodidae. Gene Ontology annotation, cellular component: nucleus.
ACCACGUUCAACCAUUUUUCACCGCCAGACACUCGCCAUACUCAUACAUCUAAUACACACUGACAUGUACACCCCACAGCACUUAAGAAACUACAUACCCUAACCUCCCUUCCUUCUCACUCAUCCUUAUACACACACACACACACAUAUAUAUAUAUAUAUAUAUAUAUACACACACACACACCUACCAUCACUGCCUCACACUAUAUGCACGCACACAACCACCAGUCUCUCCACACACACACAUACAUAUAUAGAACCACCACACACUAUCUCUCUGUCUCUACUCAAAUACACACACACACACACAUCAACCACUACACACCACGCUCGCCUAUCUCUAACCCUCCUAUUCUCUCGACACACAAACACCAGGUUUUCACCUCACUGCCACACCGCCUUACUCUUCCCUCCUACACACACACACACACAAAUAUAUUUAUACACACCAUACUAAUCCCUUACUUCAAUCUAUACACACACACAUACGCAUACACACAGAGAUCACAUACUCAUAUUACCCAGUCCCCUCUCUACUCCCGCUCAACUCCACCUCCUCCUCGUUCUAUACACACAAGUCUCACCACCACCUUGCUACACAUACCACCACCGACACCAUCCUCCAAACACACCACCUCGCUCACAUACUAAGUCCCUUACAAACGCACCAACACUAAACAUACCAUAGCCCCACCUCGUGUAUAUAUAUAUAUAUACACACACAUACAUACAGCACCGGUUUCACCACCACCACUACCACCACCAACACACAAACAUACCAACCCUACCUCUAUAUACACACCACGGUUUCACCACCGUGCUAAACAUACCAACCUCCAGUUCUCCUGUUAUACACCACUGUUUCACCACCACAGAAGCGUACCAGCCCCACCUUCCCGUCCACACUACAGUUUCACCACCUUACUAAAUAUACCGGCUCCCCGCCCCACGUACACUUUCAUAUACACACCACUGGCUCACCGCCACCGCCACCAUCGCCACAUAAACCAUACCAACCCCCUACCUUUAUAUACAGACCACGGUUUCACCACCAUGCUAGACAUACCAGCCCCUCUCUAUCAACACACCAUAGUCUCACAGCCACACUAAACAUACCAACCCCUUCGCGCACACACACACACACACACACAAACCAUAGUUCCACCACCACUACCACCAUCACCGCCAGCAUACUACUAUACGCAUAGUCCCCUGCAAGCUCACACAUACACCACUCUCACCUCUUCUCUACACAAGGCCAGCCCUUCCAUACAAACCACACACACACACACAUACACUAGCACACCAUACAUACAUAUCAGUCCCCUGCAAACAACACACCACCACCACCACCACGAUUAUCAUCAUCAGCGCCACCGCCAUCUCACUCUCACCACCUCACCAUAUUCAGACCGUCUCCAGAGAACCGUCUGAUCCACGCAGUAGGUGGUUCUGAGCAAGAUGCCGACUCGGUCCUGGUCUCCAGUCCAAUAUGAUGACACUUGGUCAGUGAUGAAACAGUAGCGAGGUUCUGCAGACUGGACUUGAACUUUUGGACAUUUGACCAGUUCCACAUACACACACAAAUAUAUAUAUAUAUGUGUGUGUGUGUGUGCGUACAGCAGUCUGCUUGUGUACCUGUUUGCCCAGCUGUCUAAUUAAUUGACUCUUCUUCAUUUCUUUAUAACAUAAACAAGUAAACUCGACAAAACUCACACAGGGAACUCUUCACUCAUACUCCACUCAUUUCUCAUCCAUACUCAUCUCAUGUACAUGUUGAUAAUGGAUCCAUAUCUCCCAAAGACGUGUACUUGUAAAUAACACUGCAUGCCUCUCCAUUUGAUUUCUAAUCAAUUUAAAUUGCAGAGUUCUCUCCCUUGCCUGUCAUGACAAGAACUGUCACUAAUGCUAAUUACUCUUCUUAUCGUCACAGGUGUAGUUUCAAUUGAUUAAAAGAGAAAAAAAAAAUCACUUUUCUGACCCAGAACAUUUAAAUAAUAUGUUAGCUUCUGCUACUUAACUAACAAUGAUAUUUCUAGUUAUAUGUUGACAUGAGGUCAGUAGAGAUCGCUAAAACUGGAAAAUCCUUGGCCAAACUGACUUAGAUAUGUUCGUUUCAGAGUUUACAUAAGAGAAAGAAAACUGAUUCCUUUUUUUUUUUCUUUUUUUUUUUUUUUUUUCAAAAAACUCAAACAAAACAUAACUCUCUCUUUCCCUUCCUCUCUCUCUCUUACCAAAAUACUUGAUGUUGGUGUUAUUGUUGUGUUCGUGAGGUAAAAAAGGAUCAGGAGACACGUAUAUAUAUAUAUAUACACAUAUAUAUAUAUUAGGGGUUGGGUGAAAGGAAAACACCUUAAGUUUGGAAAACAAGGAUGGAGAAGACUUCAUCUGAUAAAUCGGGGAAAAACCUGGUCUCCAACACCAGCGAUCGGAACCACCCUCAUAGCAUUUGUUCAGCAAGCAGCAGCAAUGGUACCAGCUGUGCGAAUAGUCCGAGCCAUGUCACUGCCGCCAUCAACAUGCAUUCAAAGCAGUUCAUGCAGCAUUAUCCAUGGCAGGCUCAACGCUUCCCUCACGUCCCCGACAAGUCGUGGUGCAGUGAGAUAUACAGCAACCAGUUUGCUCAGCGUUGCUACUUACAGUCUCAUGGUAUUUUCCCAUCAGCUGGCACUACUGCUGCGGGCAGUUGCUCCGAGAAGGCUUUCCACUGCGCCGCCAGCUACAUGAACCAGUUCACGCAGCGGUGUUUCCUGCAAACGCACGAACGGCUGCAGAACUUCGAUAAACAGGCAAUGGAUGUUAACGACUACAUGAAACACUUGCAUGGGGGCACGUACCAGCCGAAACACUGCCAGGCUGCUAACAACAAUAGCAUAGUGAGUAGUGGUUGUGGUGGUGGGAGUAGUUGUAGUGUUGGGGGUGGUGGCAGCUGUAGCAUUGGCGGUGGCGGUGGUGGUGGUGGAGGUAGUUGUGGUGGUGUUGGUGGUGGUAGUAGUAGCUGUAGUGUUAACCUGACCAGUAACAGCAGCUGCGGCAACACCAACCAUCGCAAUAGCGUAUCCAGCAGCAGCAACAACAACAAUAACAACACUAACAGCAACAAUAACAACAACAACAACAACAACAACACCAGCAGCAGUAACGGCAACACAUCGGUUUAUCCAAAGCAAGUAGCUCAGGUACAGCAUGCUGUGAAAACACAGCCACCCUCUUCACCAAACACAAAGGUGCCACUUCAGCAGCCCCAUCACAUGCUCCUUCUGCAACCCCCUCCACCCAUCGAGAAACCCUUCCACUGUGACCUUUGUCCAAAACAGUUUGCACGUAGGAAUACGUUACAAAUGCACAAACGCAUUCACACAGGUGAGAAGCUGUUCCAUUGCAGCUACUGCGACAAGCGAUUCGUGCACCGAGAUAAACUUCAAAUACAUGAGCGGACUCAUACGGGAGAGAAACCGUUUCAUUGCACUUACUGCACGAAACAGUUUUCUCGUAAGGACAAAUUAAAGAUUCACGAGUGCUCUCACACGGGAUUAAAACCUUAUCACUGCAGCUACUGCGACAAACGGUUUGUCCAAAGAGAAAAACUUAAGAUUCACACAAGGAUCCACACGGGAGAACGUCCAUAUUCGUGUGACAUUUGUUUCAAGCAAUUUGCUCGCGGUGAUAAGCUUCAAAUUCAUCGUAGAACUCACACAGGAGAGAAACCAUUCCACUGUGAAUACUGUCCGAAAAACUUUGUCCAGCGUGAUAACUUGGUUAUACACAGAAGGACCCAUACUGGGGAGAAACCAUUUUCUUGUGAAGUAUGUUCAAAGCGAUUUGCUCGCGGUGAUAAGUUGCAAAUCCAUCGUAGAACACAUACGGGAGAGAAACCGUUCCAUUGUGAAUACUGUCCGAAGACUUUUGCUCAAAGAGAUAAUUUAGUCAUACAUAGAAGAACCCAUACAGGAGAGAAGCCCUUCUCCUGUGAAUUCUGUCCCAAGCAGUUCUCUCGGAGUGAUAAGCUCCAGUUGCAUCGCAGGACUCACACGGGUGAGAAAUUGUUCCAUUGUAAGUAUUGUUCAAAGCAGUUUGUUCAAAGGGACAAACUUCAGAUCCAUGAACGAACUCACACAGGCGAGAAGCCGUUUCACUGUGAGAUUUGUUCAAAGAAGUUUGCUCGUAAAGACAGGCUGCAAAUCCACAAGAAGACGCACACUGGUGAGAAGCCCUUCCACUGCGACCUUUGCCCGAAGCAGUUUGCACAGCGAGACAACUUGAAAAUUCACCGGAGGAUACAUACCGGUGAGAAGCCUUUCCACUGCGAAAUCUGUUCGCGCCAGUUUGCCAGAAAGGACAAAUUGCAGAUUCAUCGGAAAACUCACAUGAUUGAGAAAGUUUCGUUCAACUGCGACAUAUGCCACAAGCAAUGUGAAUCAAAAGAAAUGUUGAUGAGUCACCAGCAAUUAAAUCAUGCACCACCACCUCCGCCGCCGCCACCACCACCACCACCACCACCCCUCACCAAUAACGACACCUCACAUUUAUGCUGCCAGGUUUGUAAUCGGGAAUUUGCAACUGUCGAGAAGUUACAAAAUCAUGAAAAGACACAUAAACCAGUGAGAAAUAAUUUUCUGAAACCCACAUCGUGUAAGAAUAUCAAGGAAUACACCCCAAUGAGUACAUUGCUGUGGCAAUCUAUCUACCCCUAAUUUUGAUAAUACAUUGGGUUUGUUACAGAUUAAUUUAGCACCUUAACACUUGGCAUUGUUCUACUUGCCUGUUUGAUGGAAAAAAGAAAAGAAAAAAAUAUGUAUUGGCUAUGAUUCUAAAAAGUAAUUGGGAUCCAGCUAUAAAAUGAAUGCUUGAAAAAAAAAAAAUACUUGCAGAUGUCUGCAUUUACAGAACUAUCCAACCCAUGCUAGCUAGUAUGGAUAAUCAAGAGGAUGUAAUCAUGUGAAAUGUCUAAAAAUAAUGGUCAAACAUCCACAACAUAAAUCAAGAGAUUGAUUAUAAAUUUACAGUGGAGCAAGUGCAUCGUUAAUUAAUUGACAAGGGAGAUCCAACUGCUUAAUUAAUCAUUUGCUCUGAAAAUGUUGAGACAAAUCUGAAUCUGCCCUGCCUAUCCAAUAGGGGUACAUCUAUGCAGUUCAUCAGCCUGUUAAAAUAACAGCCAAAUUCCCUGACAUACACUUAAAAAAAAAGGACACAAUGGGUAGUGUAAUCCUUAAAUACACAAAAGGAUGGGGUUGUCCCAGCUGGAGCUCCUUUGAUUAUAUGUCUGCUGGUUCAGAAUUGAUUUGGGGCUAAGUGAAAUAAUAAUAAUAGCCACAUCAUAUCUGCUGGACAGAAAGAGACAUUGAUAUGAAAUAAGUGUUUAACAAAUAUGCAAAGAGCUCAACACUGAAAGAUGAAAAGUUUUAACAUGACAAAUCAGUGAAGCAGAAGAGAAACUUCCAUGAUAAAUGGUGGAUGAGAGGAAACAGAAGACAGUUGCUAUGGUAUGUCGAUGGCAGUGACGCUGAAAAUAAAGAUGGUCAAAGAAAACAGAAUCAAAUGAUGACAAUCAAAAGUGUUUCAGGUGUCGGAUUAUUUUAGAGUUGAUGUAAUGAAGCUUGAUCUAUAUAAUAAACGUUUUUGGUGGGGUGAACUGUUAAAACAAGUAAGCUGCUUACUGACCUUUGAAUAUAUUAUGCAGAAACAAAGAGUGGAGCAGUUGUGUAUCUCCAGGUGAAUAGGAAGAAGUGAAGGCUUUUGUAGACAUCUGUGAGGAUAUUUCAUGAGAAGAAAGUUUUAGCUUCUUACUCGUCGGAGUGACUCUCAUGUGGAUGUUUUAAACAAUAAUUGAAGAAAACACAAACAAUGGCACAAGACUAGGCUUUACCUGAAGAUUCAUUACAAAUAAAAAUGAUUGCCAUGAGAUCUGGCCUUACCUACAAGAUUCAUUAUAAAAAAAAAUUAAAAAAAAUUUUUUUUAAUUAAAACCACCAAUAGCACAAAGUGCCGGCUGUGUUCUGAUGGUGAAACAGUUAACAAUAUCAUUGCUGAAUGUCCAGUCUUGGCAUGAGUGGUAUUCGAGCCGACCGAAUAUGUUUAUUGGACAACAUUCAAGAGAAAUUCAUGGUAAAUGUUACUUCCACAUCCUGACAGCAGAGACCACCUUCAGCCAAAGAUUUUGUAUGGUCUUAUUAACAUUGGUGGAGAUAUUAAUGACAACAGACCAGACAUAGUUAUCUAUGAUUGAAAAUAAUUAAAUCUAUCAAUCAAUAAAAUCUUAAAACGAAAUUUUGGGAAGUUCAAGGACUUGCUACAGGGAUUUUGAAAAUGUGAAGAACAAAAGUGAAAUGAUUUCAUACAUUUUAAAAGUUGCAAGUGUAAAGUGUACAACUUAGAAGUUUUUCUACCAGGCAUGGCUCAUACGACAUGUGAAGUAUUGGAUGUAACCAAGAUGGUGAUAAGUUGUUAAAAAGUUUUGUGACACCUUUUUUGGUACCAACCUGCCUGAGAUCAGACCUGGUUCUAUGAUACAAACUUUCUUAUUGUGAUCUAAAUUUAAAUCUUCCAUCAAAAUUCCAUGUUGAUUUGUUCCAAACACCAACUGAAUAAUGACAGUCGUUUUACUAGAUUCUUCAUAAUUUUCAUAAUUAAUUGACACAAACAGUGUAUUUCAACAGAAAUUUGGCAACAAAAAGGUUAAACCUUCAGCGUUUAAACCACCCAUACCUGGCCCAAAUAUCUUAUGUGAUUUAUGUUGAAAACGGCCAGGUCUGACCUCUCAUACCUAUUCUACAGUGUCAUUCUAUAAAUAAGGAAUUACAGCAUCAAAAUCUCAAAGCAACAACAUAAUACAUCGUUGAUUCAGAACAAUGUGAAUAAAUAAGCAUCACAUGUGACAGAAUAACAUGAAUGCUACAGGGCUAAACUUGGUGUCUGACACCAAAACCUGUCUAAGAUUAAUGCUAUGUACAUUAUUGGUAGAACUGCAAAAGAAGGGAGACGUGAAAAAGAAAAAAAAAAACAGUAAUAACCUCAUGCUGGAAACCUGCAGAAGAUUGAAGUGGGAAUUACUGAAAUUUCACUUAAGUUUAACAAAGUUUUUGUCUGAUAUUUCUUGGUUCAUCAUGGCCAUCAAUUAAGACAACAAUAAUAAUAUCACAGAUGAGGCCAGUGAAACAGCUUCAAAUAUUCAUCCUUUAAAACAAAACUUGAACAUUCAGUUGAAUCACUCCUUGUGGUUAUAAUAUUGUUUCUUGAAUGGCCUUCUAAGGACGAAAAUCCCCCCACAUAUAUAAAACGAACCGAAAAUUUUCUGGUUUCCUUCUAAAACUCUCUGGAAACCAUUUCUGAGACAACCCAAAACACAUAUUUCUAACUCAGGACUUUGUGUAUGUCAAUCUUUUCUUCUCGAGCUUUCAGUCAUUCAAGUCCAUCUCAAAUUUUACAUUUUUCCCUAAUGUGUAAUUUUAAAUAAAAGCAGGGCUGUUAAAUAAAAACGCCCAUGUGUAUAAGCCUAACAGAUGCAUGUGUGUGUGUGUGUAUAUAUAUAUAUAUAUAUAUAUGCAUAUAUAUAUAUACACACACAUGUAUAUAUACAGACACACACACAUAUAUAUAUAUAUAUACAAUCAUAAAGGAGUUGAAGUAGUGGAAUGGAUAUGACCACCACUUUGGCUAACGAGUCCCGAUUCUCAUGUCUCAUCCUUAGUGCUGCUUUUGAUUUCCCCCUGGACAAGGCACUGGCCCCGACCCCUUCCCCUGUCACAUUCACCUUGUUAUAGACCAGAGCAGGUAACAAAAUCGUGAAAGAGAGAGAGAGAGUGUGAAAUAAAGUGAGGAUGAGGGCUGCCAUCCAACAUGAAAAAUUGUCAAAGGAGUUUGGUGAAGGCCAAACUUAUCCAAAAUAAUGAAGAACUUUAGAUCGGACUGGGUGACAUCUUAAAACUGAUUAAAAAACAUUUUAUUAUUGUAGAUAUUGUCAAAUGUCUGUGAGAAUUUUCUGGAACUUACAGUAACAAAAUAUAUAUAAAAAUAUAACUGAUCAAAAA